Effrenium voratum is the source of this 1673-nucleotide messenger RNA. NCBI's taxonomy places the organism in Eukaryota, Dinophyceae, Suessiales, Symbiodiniaceae. The record is from the annotation of a GenBank genome assembly.
UAGUAAGUCUCCCAAAGGCACUGGCAACUGGACCAUUGACAUACACCAUUGGGUAGGAGUGCUGGAUGGAGGCCGAGUAUGGCCGGUAUUUCCUUAAAAACUUUCACUUGGCGCCUUUGGCAAGGACAAUUGCCCCGCUGCAGACACGUGCUGCACCUCAAGUCCCCGAGACGCAGGCAUGGCCGGAUGCAGGGCACAGAGCCGUUGCGUCCACACAGGUUGCCCCACCUGCUCCACAAUUGGGCAGGCCGCCUGCGUUGCGGUUGGCUCCGCCUCCGGCACCUGCCCCGCUUUGCGCCCUGGGAUCGGAGUCACAGGUCGUUGUCAUAGAGACCCUGCGGGAAGCUGUGGUGUUGCCAGAGGCAGCUGCAGAGCCCGAGGAGUACCUCGGCAAUGGUGCUAUGCUCUCUGACGACGAAGAGAUGCUGCUGGGUGACGGCACUUCUGCACCUGCACCUGCCAUCAACAGGAAGCUGAAGAGCGAUGAUGUGGACAGCGACUCAGAGACGGAGAAAGCGGGCGAACCGAGCCCCGAAGAAGCUGCACCAAGUCCACAGACUCCGCCUCCGUCCACCUCGGCCGCGGAAAUGUCACCAUCGCCUUCGCCGCCAGGUGGCGAGGCUCCGUUGCCGCUGAUGCCCACCCCGCUGCCUCACGUGCCAGAGGCCUCAUGCCGCCAGUGCAAUCAGCAGCCGUGUGCCUGCAAUCGUUCCCAGCCAGCCGCGAGCCAGCCUCAGGCAGCUUCCCUCUCGGUGAAGGCGGAACAGCUGCCCAGGCCGGAAGAGCUGCCCGAGAUGGAUCGACAGGUCGAAGAGCGGCUGGACAGGUUCUUUCAGGAGGAGUCGGUGUGGUCUUACAUAGAAGAAGAGGUUCUUGGCACGCUGCGCACGAGGGACUCUGCAAAAGCUGUCCUGGGUGUGCAGUAUUUCCGAAUCCAGGUUCCCUCCCCGUAUCCCGGGGUGCAGUACCGGAAGUCACGGAAAUUGGAAGACAGAUACAAGAGAUACGCGAAGCAGGGCCAAACAGUCGAGGGCAUUGUAGAAGAGGAUGGGGAAUGGCUGCGCAUCAACGACAAAGUCUUCCUGCCCAUGAAGGUUGGGUUCGUUGACAUUUUGCAGCCAAUCAGCAAGGAGGAGCGGGAGGCCGCGGUGGAGGAGCAGCUGCGCCUCCGGAAGACGGGGGAGCAGAGCCCUGAAUCGCCCAGCGAGCUGCCCAACGAGGAAGGCCCGCCGCCAGACCCGGAGGGCUCCUUCAGGUUGAGCAUGAAGGGCCUGCCUGAAUCCAUCAGCAAAGCUCCCCUCCAGGACCCACAGGCCUUGCACGAGUUUUACACGCAAAAUCCCAUCAAUGCUCUUGGCGACACGCCUCGAUUGCCCAAGCAGCCCUGGGGGCAGGAGACGGAGGGUGGAGACUUGAGCUUGGGCGGUAUCGUAGCAAGACUGGAUGAGCACAGCUGCGAUAACUGAUGGGCUGAUGGCCAUUUCACGCUGUAUUGAAGCCAAGGUGCUCUCUACUUGAGGCAUAGCUUUGACUUGGCUCCCCAAAGGAUGGGCGCCAGAGCCUGAUGGCCUGAGGGUCCAUUCGCCCACAGCUUGCCCUGCCCAGGCUCAGCAAAUGACCUGGCUUCGGUCCGGGCAUGUUCAGAUGCGCAGAAACAAAGGCAACCGCCGGCC